Messenger RNA from Drosophila arizonae, 483 nucleotides. It is a transcript of the gene Srg1, whose product is annotated as Sting-regulated gene 1. NCBI's taxonomy places the organism in Eukaryota, Metazoa, Arthropoda, Insecta, Diptera, Drosophilidae. The record is from RefSeq and is a predicted model, not a curated record.
UCAUAUUGAUUCUCAACACUACCAAAGAUGCAGCUCAACAUUGGAUUCUGCUUCCUGUUGCUGGCAGCUCUGCUGACUGCGCAGGCAAAACCUACAUUCGAUAAAAUGGCUGAAGUGCUGCUUGAUGUACUGGAUGAUAGGCCGCAUUAUGUCAGACCGAGGCCAUAUGGACCAGUUCCAUCGUCUGGCCCACUCAUACAGGAGGGCUAUGAUCAUGGCUACGACUAUUACUAUGGCGGCGGUGGAGCUUAUGUUCACGGCAGUGGCGUUAAUGUGGGCAAUCACAAUGCCCAGCCUCCUCCUGCGUAUGGCUAUUAUGGUCCAGGACCUGUACAUGGACCAGUGAAGGGCUACUAUCCCGAGCCACACUAUCCACCGCAAAGCUAUGUACCCCCUUCUACAUAUAGACACGAACAUAGCCAUGCUCACGGUCACGGAGUGGGUGGCUACAAGCAACACGGUUAUUAGCGUUAAUUUGUGAUU